Lactuca virosa is the source of this 654-nucleotide messenger RNA. The record is from the annotation of a GenBank genome assembly. Lineage: Eukaryota; Viridiplantae; Streptophyta; Magnoliopsida; Asterales; Asteraceae.
AUGGCUUCAUCAUCUGGAACUAAAAAGGUGAAAGUGCCUGAAAAGGUUUAUGUAAGGGACGAGGACUCUGAUGAUGAUCUCAUAGAUUUCUCUUUCCUGGAUUUUACACCAGAGACCUUUAAACCAACCUCAAACAUGUCUGAUGACCCAUUCCUUAACAUAUUAUGUGAUGAAAAUAUGCUAAGGAGGACUCUUGAUGGAAUGGGAGAUGAUGAUCAGGAAGCUGGUGUUAAGGAUCCAGAACAUGAUCAUAUUGAUGAUCAAAAUGAUGGUGAAUUGGGUGUAGAGUACAGGGUUCAUGAUCCAGACAUCCAUUGGAAACAAAUGAAGCAUGUAGUGGGAGAGUGUUACGAGUGCCCUUCUCAACUCAGGUUUUAUCAUCAAGUUGCUACAGUUUCUCAAUGGAAAGGUGACUUUGGCCCAAACACCUUAGAGAAGAUUAAGGAGUUUGGAAAGCAUAUGAGGUUCUGGAUAGUAAUACCAAGUGGAGGGGCAUUAUUUGAGACAAGACAUGGAUAUUCAGCUUACAUGGUGGAUUUAGAUGCUCAUUCUUGUUCAUGCAGAUUAUGGGAGAUAUCAGGGUUACUAUGUGUCCAUGCUCAAGCUGCAAUCCAUUUCACACAUAGAGAUCCAACUGAUUUUAUUUCAUUUUGA